AUGAGGAGAUCAAUAGAAUUUAACAUCUGUGUGGUCACCUGCAGCAUCCUGUUCUUAUCCUCCAGUCCACCAUGCCUUGCAUCUCGGCCACUGGAGGAGGAAGAUACGACAAAGGUUCAAUAUGGACCCUGGACAGGGAAUGGGUUAGAAGAUGAAACAACAAGUAUGCUGAACUUGAAAAAUAGCCUUGGUCCCUCUGAGCAGACUGUUUCUGAAGAGCCACGUGGUGUGUCAGCAAAGCCAUCUGAAACACCCUCAAAUGAAGCUUUCAUAGCAGGAGAAACACCUGUAAGCCCAAGCAAUGCUAUCCCAGGUAGCCAGGGCCUGGGAGCUCACACCUCUCCUAUUGCAAUGGCAGCUGUUGAUGAGGAGGAGUUGGGUCCCAUGAAGUCAGAGCUGGAUGAGGAUGGUGCAUUCAAGGCUAUGCUGACCACAGCUGUUACCACGCUGAAUCCUGUCCAGGAGACGUCUGUUGGUGGCCCUGUUAGUGAGACUGUUGUGGAGGGUGGUGUUGAAGUAGAGCACAGCUCUGCUGGCCUCUUGGCAAAGCCCCUUUCUGGGACAGCUGUGGAGUUGGAAAGUAACUCGCAUCCCUCAGCUGCCCCCCAGCCCAAACUGUACCCCAGCAUUCCCAGCUGGGAAACAGCAGGUGAGCACCUUGUCAUCCCAGCUCCCCAGCAUCAUGGCAUGACCUCUGAGGUGGGAAUGCCUGGAGCUCAUACAGGGAGCCCUCUGAAGUCCCUGGCUGUGCAAGCAUCUGUUGCUGUGAAACAUCUAACCACAGUGACUGAGGCCUCUCACUCUUUGGAAAUGGGGACAAGUAUCAGGCAAGGAGAGCUGCCUGUCACAACUGACACUGUCACCAUCCAUGCUGUGGACACUGUGCCACCUGACUGGGAUGACACAAAAAUGGGGGACAUAAGUCAAGGGGGAAGCACAUCUCAUGAGGAGGUGACAAAGAACCUGGAGGCAACAGAACCACCCCAGACCUCACAGGGAAACAUUGGAGAGGAAGAGGAUGCAACAAGACUGCUGCCAUCCCCAGCGUCCCCUCCAACUCCCGAGCUUGCCAGGGAGACCAACUGCACAGUACCAGUGCAAGGGGAGAAGUUACCAGCAGCUUUCAGAGGCAACAGUGAUGUUCUCCACACUGUGAAUGUGACAGGUACAGACACAGCUGAUCUCAACUCACUGAAAAACAUAAACACAGUCACAGCAGAGGGGAAAAGCAUCCUGCCAUCGCAACCAGAAGCUGCUGUGGUGACAGAUACAGACUCUGAUCUCUCUCCUACUCCAGAAAGCUCAUGGAAAGGUGUUACUCAGGAGGGGAUAACAGUUGCCCAGGAGGCUGAUGCUGCUCUAUCAGUUGUGACACUGGAUCCUGGUGCUACCCAGGGAACAGGAGCUGCAAGUCUUCCACAGGAAAACAGUGGGGAGGACACACAGAUGCCAACUGCUCCCAGUGCCACCCAGGUGCUGGUGGCAGCUGGUACUUCAUCACUGGCAAACACUCCGGAUAUCGAAGAUCUCACAGAUGUGGUCCUGGUCACCAGUGAGAAGGCUGUUCUGGCUCCUGGUGAGUUGUCUGCUACUCAGUUUGGACAGACAGAGGAACCAUCCGGCAGAACUAUGGUCCUGGUAACUCCAGCAUCAAUGGCAUCCUCUGUCAGAAGGACAGCUCUGCCGUCUGUGAGGAAGAUCAGUACAGCUGUUACCUAUGGGCUGGACCGCCUGGAGUCAGAAGAGGGUGAGGAAGAGGAGGAGGAGGAAGAAGAAGAGGAGGAGGAGGAAGACGAGGAGGACAAAGACAUGGAUUUGAUGGAUGAAAGUAUGGAGGGUGACACGGAGCUGCCAGGUUUCACGCUUCCAGGCGAGACUUCCCAGGAGCCCAUAGCUGGCCUGGAAAACCCUGUGGCCCAGCUGGCUGGAGUGUCCUACCAGGUUCCUGAUACCAUUGAGUGGGAGCAACAGAACCAGGGUCUGGUGAGAAGCUGGAUGGAGAAGCUGAAAGAUAAGGAAGGAGGCGUGUCUAGUGCGAUCUAUGCUCAUAGCAGAGCACCUUGGCCGGGCAUUCAGCCAGAGCGAAUGAUGAAGGGACAGAGAAUGGUUUUCUCAACAAAGGCAGGAUACAUGUCUGGGAUGCUGGUUCCUGUAGGAGUCGGAAUAGCUGGAGCCCUCUUUAUCCUAGGAGCACUCUACAGCAUUAAGAUCAUGAAUCGCAGAAGGAGAAAUGGCUCAAAGAGACACAAAAGAAAGCAGAGGGAAUUUAACAGCAUGCAAGACCGAGUCAUGCUCUUAGCCGACAGCUCUGAAGAUGAAUUUUGA
This is a messenger RNA of Indicator indicator, 2325 nucleotides long. It is a transcript of the gene ARMH4, whose product is annotated as armadillo like helical domain containing 4. The coding region runs from base 1 to 2325 and encodes 774 amino acids. The transcript is spliced from 8 exons. Lineage: Eukaryota; Metazoa; Chordata; Aves; Piciformes; Indicatoridae. The record is from RefSeq and is a predicted model, not a curated record.